Molecule: messenger RNA, 1233 nt
Organism: Homalodisca vitripennis (glassy-winged sharpshooter)
Lineage: Eukaryota; Metazoa; Arthropoda; Insecta; Hemiptera; Cicadellidae
Product: probable tubulin polyglutamylase TTLL9
Exons: 6
Coding region: 30-824 (264 amino acids)
Biological process (GO): microtubule cytoskeleton organization; protein polyglutamylation
Cellular component (GO): cilium
Molecular function (GO): tubulin-glutamic acid ligase activity; tubulin binding
Source: RefSeq, a predicted model, not a curated record
CUGGUCAUUAUUGCAGACUGAGAGACCUGAUGGAGUGGAGGGAGCAGCAGAGGGCACAAUGUGAGGAGCAAGACAGAUUCUGGCUGAUCCAGCGAUACAUUGAGAAACCGUAUCUGAUUGGGGGGUGCAAGUUCGAUCUGAGGAUAUUUGUGCUUGUUACUUCUUACCAGCCUCUGAGAGCGUGGAUGGCUCGGGAUGGGUUUGCGCGUAUAGCAGGCUCCCAGUACUCCCUGAGCAGUCUACAAGACAACCUGGUGCACCUCACCAAUAGUGCCCUGCAGAUCUCCGCAGCUGGAGACCCGUGCCGUCAGGGUUGCAAGUGGAGUAUCCACAAACUACGCCACUUCCUCACUGCCCGCCACGGGGCGUCCAUGGUGUCUGCGACUUUCGACCUGAUGGCACGCCAAGUAGUCUCCAGCCUCUGCAGCGUCCAGAGUAGCGUCGUGCAGAGCAACCACUCCUUCGAGCUGUACGGCUAUGACAUUCUCCUGGACGAGAAGCUUACUCCGUGGUUACUGGAGGUGAAUGCCUCCCCCACCCUUCUGCCGACCAGUUUGGAGGAUUACCAACUCAAAUACAACAUGAUAGAAGAUGUCUUCAAUAUACUGGAUAUGGAACAUAGGCUCACAGGCAUGGAGUUGCGGGUCGGGGGGUUUGACCUCAUGUGGAACGAUGGACCUGUAUACAAGCCGUUCUUGCAGAAUAUUGCCAACGCUAAAGACGUAGAACUCAACUCUUUCUUGGGAUGUUUAAAUGAUCGAGAUGAAAACUUGAAACAACUUCAGAUAUUGAAAACGCUUGUAUCCAGAUGCACACAUGACUGAUAUGUAAUAGCAUUGUUAUACGCAAUUGCGAUCGUAUUAAUUUAUAAUACUUUGAACUUAACCUUAUUUAUAUUACCCCUUAUUGAACAUUAUGUAUAAUUACUAAUUCAAUUAUUAUUUCAAUUUUAUGUAACUUCAUUUUCAUACCAUUUGUUGUAAAAGACUUCUUACUUCAGAUUUUUGAUAGUAAUUGCUCUAAUUAUUUGUUGUUUGUUCUGUACAUUUGGAAACGGUAAUUGUACACCAUGUCUAUCUUAUCUGCCCUACUUCAAAAUCAGCAAAAUCUAAAGCAAAUCUUAAAUUGUGACCUCACUAGCUUUUCAGUGAACAAUGGAAAUAAUAAUUUAUAAUUUCAGAAUUAUGCUUCCAUUUUCCACAAUGGUAGAUGAAAUAAAUAUUUUAUUGGAAA